Cornus florida is the source of this 1641-nucleotide messenger RNA. RefSeq lists its product as uncharacterized. The record is from RefSeq and is a predicted model, not a curated record. The coding region runs from base 271 to 1353 and encodes 360 amino acids. The transcript is spliced from 4 exons. Lineage: Eukaryota; Viridiplantae; Streptophyta; Magnoliopsida; Cornales; Cornaceae.
GUUGUGUGGUGCAACAAAUAAAAGUUAGAGAGAGAAACACAAGAUAGAGAGAGACAGAGAGAGUUAAAGCAAAAAAAAUUUCUUGGGGGUUGCAGUAUCUAGGAGGUUUGCACACUCUCUCUCUCUCUCUCUACAAAAAAAAAAAAAAAAUCAGACCUGAUAGAUCAUAUCUUCCUAUCUAUCUGCACUGGGUCUAAGCCCUUACCAUCAAAUUUCUCUCUCCCUCUCUCUCGUUUUUUGCAUCUAUCAAUCUCUUUUUAUCUUUCGGCGAUGAGGAUCAGGAAACGUUUUCCAUCCUCUUCUUUCUGUUCAUUGUCUCUCACAGAUCCCCAACUCAACCGGCCGUCACCGGUGGUGCAACAACACACACAAGGUAGCGUACAAACUGCAUACCCAGAUGGAAAUCUUUGUGUACAACAAGGUAACAUUAAUUCUCAGCCGUCCGAUCCUCCUAAUCAGCCUCUCCCACCGUCACGGCUGAUGAUCGGAAGUGGAUGGUCCAGAUGGCCUUCCUACCAGGAGGUGAAGCAACAGGUGGACAUGGAAGGUAGCGAAGAGGUUAGUAAACAAGAGACAUGGGGAGAGGAAGAGAAAAGUACUAAUGAUACCAGGAAAGAAAGCAUCUUAGGUGCAGAAGUAGGUACUCAGAUUCUGCCACCAUCUGCGAAUUCUUCUCAUCAAGAAGUUGGGAGGUGGUAUGAAGGAGAUAAAGUUGUUCCAUUGAAGAAGAGAAGAGGAAGCUUCGAGAGAAGAGGAAGCGAAGAGAUCACCAUACCGGAGAAAGAAAAGAAGAUGAAGGCGAAAAUGAAGUCGAAGACCAACAAGAAAUGUGUGCAAUUACAAAAUGGUAGCGAUGAUGAAUAUGAAGGUUAUAAAGAAGCCAAAGAGGGCAUUAAUAAUAAUAAGACUAGUAGUGCCAAAAAGAGUAAGAGAGGUAGUGUUAUAAUGGAAGGUUCUCGGUGCAGUCGUGUUAAUGGGAGGGGAUGGAGGUGUUGCCAACAAACCCUCGUAGGGUACUCUCUGUGUGAACAUCACUUGGGUAAAGGAAGACUUCGAAGCAUUAAUGGUACCACUAGUGUUCGAAGCCGUGCCAUGCCCAAGACUACUGAUUUUGUUGUGCCAAAGAAGGUCCAGUCGAUAUCAUCCGUGAUGGAAUACAUUAAUGAUGAUGAUGAGGAGGACGACGAAGACGAUGACGAUGACGAUGGAAAUGAGAAGAAGCCAUUGAUGAUGACAAAUAAGAAGAAGAAGAUGAAGCUUGGUAUGGUGAAAGCUAGAUCCAUGAGUAGUUUACUGGGGCAAACAAACAAUGUGGUUGUAGUGGCUGAUAACAACAAAAACAACCGCCUAUGAAGACAAAUGAAUGGUUAUUUCAUGUACUUGAAUGAAGGCAUGCAACAUUAAUCAAUGUUUGAUGUUGUGUUACACCUGGUGCGGUGCAACUAUAUACUGUCAUGCGUGCUUUAUAUAUAUAUAUAUAUAUAUAUAUGAUUCUGAGUGAAGAACAUAUGCUUAAUGAAUAUUGUACUUAUUUUUCAAUUUGUUUUGUUUAAUUUUGACUUUUUGCUCUAUAUUUUGUGCUUAAUACUGUUUUAAUGAGCUAGUGAUGGGUUUAUGCGCCCUCCGAUUCGGUUUCACACA